AUGCUGCGGCGAUUUGGGUCUGCACACGUUGUAUCCCUUUUUUCGCCCUUUUCCUCUUCUGCUGCAACUUCCCGAUGCCAGCAUGCGGUAGCUGCUCCUUCCGCACAGGAGAGUGAUGUUUCACGCGGAGCUGUGGAGAUGAAUUACUUUCAGGCCAUUAAUUCCGCCCUUGAUCAGGCACUCACCAGAGAUGAGAAAACGGUCGUAUUUGGAGAAGAUGUCGCCUUUGGCGGGGUGUUCAGGUGUUCCCUCAACUUGGCCAAGAAACACGGCUCAAAGCGGGUCUUUGAUGCCCCGUUGUCUGAGCAAGGCAUUGUAGGAUUCGCUGUUGGAAUGGCAUCUGUUGGGUGGAAGCCCAUCGCGGAGGUGCAGUUUGCCGAUUACAUAUUUCCGGCCUUUGAUCAGAUUGUGACGGAGGCGGCCAAGAUGCGGUUUCGCUCCGGUGGUCACUUUCACUGCGGGGGUCUCGUCAUCCGAUCGCCGAGCUCUGCCGUCGGGCAUGGAGGGAUGUACCAUUCGCAGAGCGUGGAGGGCUUUUUUAACCACUGCGCAGGCAUAAAGAUCGUCAUGCCCUCCACCCCAUCCGAAGCAAAGGGGCUGCUGCUACAGUGCGUGGAAGAGGAGGACCCGUGCAUCUUUUUUGAGCCCAAACGUCUCUAUCGUGCCGUGGUGGAGGCAGUGGACCCCGGGUAUUACACGAUUCCGCUCGGCAAAGGAAGGCUUGUAUGCGAGGGGAGCAACGUCACGGUUGUGACAUACGGCGCGCAGGUUGGUGUGGCGAUGAAGGCCGCUGAGCUCGCGGCCCAGGAUGGCAUCUCGGUGGAACUCAUCGAUCUCCGUACCUUGAAACCGUGGGAUCGUGAGAUGGUCUCGGAAUCCGUCCGAAAAACAGGACACGUUAUUGUGACCCACGAGGCUUCCAAGACGAGCGGGAUUGGGGCCGAAAUUCUUUCCUGCAUAACAGAGGACUGCUUUCUUUCCUUGGAGGCCCCACCCAUGCGUGUCUGCGCUCUUGAUACACCCCAUCCCUUGCACGAGCGACUGUAUUUGCCAAAUGAACUGAAGCUUUAUGAAGCUAUUAGAACUGUGACUGGUUGCUAG
Molecule: messenger RNA, 1101 nt
Organism: Trypanosoma conorhini
Lineage: Eukaryota; Euglenozoa; Kinetoplastea; Trypanosomatida; Trypanosomatidae
Product: 2-oxoisovalerate dehydrogenase beta subunit, mitochondrial precursor
Exons: 1
Coding region: 1-1101 (366 amino acids)
Biological process (GO): response to nutrient; branched-chain amino acid catabolic process
Molecular function (GO): catalytic activity
Source: RefSeq, a predicted model, not a curated record